Cyprinodon variegatus (sheepshead minnow) is the source of this 2616-nucleotide messenger RNA. RefSeq names its product endo-beta-N-acetylglucosaminidase (gene engase). Lineage: Eukaryota; Metazoa; Chordata; Actinopteri; Cyprinodontiformes; Cyprinodontidae. Gene Ontology annotation, molecular function: mannosyl-glycoprotein endo-beta-N-acetylglucosaminidase activity. The transcript has 14 exons. The record is from RefSeq and is a predicted model, not a curated record. Bases 113 to 2191 code for a protein of 692 amino acids. Gene Ontology annotation, biological process: protein deglycosylation. Gene Ontology annotation, cellular component: cytoplasm.
AGAAGAAGUUUUCCUUUCUGUUUUCUUCUUAUUUGGCGUGUUUAUAUGUCGGACUUCAAUUAAUAUUUAGAGGCUUCGACAGGUGCUAAAAAUAAUCGCAGGAGAAGAAGCGAUGGAGGCUGUUUCUCUUAAAAGAAAACCAAACUGGGUGGAAUCCAGUGUGGAGCAGCCCGUGGAUGUCAGCGUUCCUAAGGACAUCCAGCCUCCUGCUCUUCCCGCCAAACAUUACGAUGCAGAGACAACCGAACCCAUCAGCUGUGGUCUUUGCUCAUUGGAUGAGUUGUUGUCAUGGAGCUCAAGCGAGGCGAACCCCCUCAACGUGGCAGCCAUUCCUCUGGUACCCCGGGAGCCUCGCCUGGUGGACUGUCAGCGUCGCACGCUGGUGUCUCAUGAUAUGAUGGGUGGAUACCUGGACGACCGGUUUAUCCAAGGAUCAAAUGCCGAGGCGCCGUAUGCCUUCUACCACUGGCAGUACAUCGAUAUCUUCAACUACUUCACGCACCACAUGGUGACCGUUCCUCCAGCCGUGUGGACAAACGCUGCUCAUAAACACGGAGUCAUCGUUCUCGGGACUUUCAUCACCGAAUGGACUGAUGGAGCUGCAGUGUGCGAGACCUUCCUGAAGGAUGAGAAGUCCUACCAGGAAGUGGCUAACAAACUAGUCCAGAUCAGUCAGUAUUACCGCUUUGACGGCUGGUUAAUUAACAUAGAGAAUGCUCUGAGUGAGACAGCGGUGCGAAACACAGCGUCGUUUCUAGCUUAUCUGACACAGCAGAUGCACGAGCACGUGCCCAGCAGCCUGAUCCUGUGGUAUGACAGCGUCCUUGAGAGCGGAGAACUUAAAUGGCAGAAUGAGCUCAAUCAGUCCAACAGGAUGUUUUUCGAUGCUUGCGAUGGUUUUUUUACAAACUACAACUGGACCGAGGAGAACCUGGAGCAGAUGAAGGUCUUCUCUGGGAUGCGAGGCCGCCAGGCGGACGUGUACGUCGGGGUGGACGUGUUUGCCAGAGGAAAGGUGGUGGGAGGGAAGCUGGAAACCAAUAAGGCUCUCGAUGUCAUUCGGAAGCAUAACUUCUCUGUUGCCAUCUUUGCACCUGGAUGGGUUUUCGAGACUCUGAGUGAUAAGAACCAAUUCCGCGUUCAUCAAGACCUGUUUUGGGCUCUUCUCUCAGAUUACCUUUACAUCCACCGACCAGCCUCACGUCUUCCCUUCAUCUCCUCCUUCUGCCAGGGCUUUGGGAAAGCCCUCUACUGGAAAGGACAGCAUGAGAUGAGGAAGAGGUGGUUCAACCUAACGGCUCAGGAGAUCCAGCCCUUGUAUUACGAAAUGAAACUAGGGGAUGAGUGCUGGCUCAGGAGUAGCUGCUGCUCUGAAGAUGUGUGGAAAGGAGGCUGCUCACUGCUGCUGGGUGGACUUAUGCCUGCAAAUCUAAGCAGUCCCAUCUGUGCCAAGAUCUUUUCCCUUCAUGUGCCUCUGGACUCCAAGAUCUUGGUAGUUCUUGUCCAUAAAGCAUCUCCUGGAAUCACCAUCUCUCUGCAGCUGCAGACGACGGACGUCUCCUACUGCUCCCACACUGAUAACCAUGAGGUCACAUUAUCCAGUACGUCUCCCUCUGAACCUCAUUUAGCGGAGCUGAUCUCUGAACUGUGUGGAAACGGGAACCCAGAGGGGUGGACUGUUGGAUGUUCCCAGCUGGAGCUUCACAGCUGCGUUCUCAGAGAAGUGUGCGUCCUUAUUCAUCAGGACGCAGGCGCUCAGGACAGCCACUUCAAAUGCAGGGUUGGAGAGAUUAUGGUCCUGGAUGUGGACUCCCUGCAGCCGCCCAGUGACCCUGUGGAGGAUCUGCGCAUCGAUGACGUGGUGUGGCUGCGUGGAGACGCUAAAUCACCAGAGGGCGCCUCCCCCCGCCUCCGCCUCAGCGCUACGCUACGCUGGAACUACCCGCUUCAGUCUGUGCGCCACUUUAAGGUGUACUGGCGAAGGCUGAGAGGACCUGAUCCGAAAACCCCUCAUGGUCAGCUGGAGCUGGUGGCGUGGGCGUACUCCAACCAGUUCAGGGUGACGGAGCUGGUGGUGCCAGAGCCGCCCUGCGUGUUGGAGCUGGUGGUGGAGCCGGUAGACAGGAAGGGCUUCCCCGUCCCUGAGAGCCUCUGGGGAAGACGAAAGUUCAGCUACUCAGAAGAACCUUAACCUCCCGCUGCUGCUACAGGGAAACCUGUUCAGGAUCAGCGUCGACUAAAAGUCUCUUUUGUUUUAAAAGAGGAUGGUAUAAAAAUCCCCAUCCUUAAGAAAUAUUGAAGAAAAGAUGUUUUUUAUAGCUAUGAAACAGGCUGAGAGGAUGCGAGUGUGUAACAGCAGAAUUAAUGAAAUGAUGACAGCAAAGAAACUUCCAAGACUAGUCUGGAGGAUUUCAAUGAAGGAAUGUGAAACUAUAUAAUCCAAAUCAGAUGUUUGAAACCUGUUUAAUGAUCAUUAAGAAUAUUUGUGAGAAAAUGUCCAAAGAAAUAGGCUAUGAUCUCAUUAUUCCUCUGAUCUACAGAACAGGAAUGUAAUCAACUUAAAUUCUGACCGCAUGCAUGUCUGUUCGUCUGCAAGUCAUUGGAAAUAAAAAUUAA